Messenger RNA from Tachysurus fulvidraco (yellow catfish), 3579 nucleotides. It is a transcript of the gene ccdc80l1, whose product is annotated as coiled-coil domain containing 80 like 1. The coding region runs from base 236 to 2956 and encodes 906 amino acids. The record is from RefSeq and is a predicted model, not a curated record. The transcript has 8 exons. Lineage: Eukaryota; Metazoa; Chordata; Actinopteri; Siluriformes; Bagridae.
CGCGCUCGCUCACUACAGUCUGCGUGGACCUGGGAGGAGGAUAAGAACCAAUGGAGGAGGUGGAAACGCUCCUUGUGCUCAGAUCGGGAGAGGAAUGUUUUGUGAGAUAAAGAUCGGGAAGCUCGUACACCGUUAGUUAAGGAAAUGAAGGCGAACAGGACGUCGAGGUUGUGAAUUCAGGGUGAAAACCUGCAUGGAUUUUUGUUCUUUGUGACUGGAUUUUUAACUCUGGGCGAUGCUUUACUUGCUAUUGGCCAAUAGACUUUCUACCCGUGACUCCACUGCAAUGAGGCUUUUUCAGACACAUGUGGUUUUGUGUGUUCUGGUAUGGACAGCACAAGCAUCAGAUUUCAAGUCAUCUGUAGACACACAUUUGAAAAGAACACAGACUCAAACAGAGAAAAAACACAUGGAAUUGCAAUCAAACACUUUCGCAGCCAUCUCAGGGAACAGGGCACUUCUUCAGGCGGAUCAGGGAACAAAUUUGUCAAGAUCUGCUGCGAGGAGAGUUUUGAAAGCACGCAGACCUUCAUCUCACACAAGUUCAAUCACACACCCUGUUGAGAAACCCAACGUGCUUCAUGCUCACACAGACAACAAUGCUCCUCGGCAAGGAUCUCCCAACAUCCAAUUGCGUAUGUCCAAUCGCACCAGCUCUGUAAAUAUCCUUGCGAGGUUUGCAGGUAAGAACCGCCUGCUGGUCAUUUCAGCACCCCAUGAGUCAGACGGAUAUUACAGGCUGAUGAUGAGCUUGCUCAAGCCAGAAGUGUAUUGCCAAAUGGCAGAACGCCAUAUGCAGCAGAUCAUCAUGUUCCAUGGAAAGGAAGAAAUGGGUGGCAAAGUCAGAUUUGUGAAUAAUGAUGGCUCGAUUGCUGAGGAACAGUUGGAUCCAGCCUUAGUGCCAAGGCUGAUGAGCUUUCUGAAACUGGAGGAGGGAAAGUUUGGCAUGGUUCUGCUGAGGAAAACAUUGCAAGUGGAGGAAAGGUACCCAUACCCAGUGCAGCUUGAGGCUGUGUAUGAGAUAAUAGACCAGACGCCUAUGCGCAGGCUUGAGAAAGUCAGACAGAAAGGUUUUGUGGAAAGGUGUAAGGCAAGCGGAAUGCAGGGAAAGGUAGUGCAGUCUGUUGGGACAGUUUGGACAGAUGCCAAAAUCAAUGUGGACAGAGGAUCUCAAAAUAUUGAGACAGUAGAAGGUGACAGUAGAAGACCUCCUUUUAAGCCCACCCAGAGUACUACCACACAAUCUACCACAAUCCCAACACCCAAAAUCACUAGAAAGAGAAUAAUUAUACGUACAUCUACUAUAAAACCUGCAACUACAACAGUUGCAGCCACAACUCAGCUUUCUACUACCACUACUUCUGCUGCUAUUACUACUACUACUACUACUACUACAUUACCUACAACUCCGCCUUUGACCACUGUCUGUCCCACUACUUUAUCAACUACAGAGUUGCAUAGACACCCACACACACCAUCACACCGGCACAAAGCCAGACUAAGCACCUUAGAACCCGUUACACACAACCAUCAAAGGGAACACCCAUCCAUUACCUCUGACAUUAUGAUUCAACGCAGAGACAAACACAAAGAUCGGACAGUUAAGAUUUCACCUGGAUCUCGUAGGCAAAAGCCCAUCAAGGACAAACUACCCAGGGGAAAAAACCUUGCAAGGGAACAAAUCAAUGAACACGUAGAGGAGCAAGAAGAAUUAACGCCUACAGUGAGUGAACCGGUGGAGACCCUUCUGGCUACCAAAACAGGAAAGGCCACCCGUGAGAAAGGUGAGAGAAAGAAAAAGACAGGGAGAACUGAGAAGCCUGUGAAAAAGAACAACACAGAGAAAAAAGUGGCAAAACCCUCCAAGGAUGCCAAGGUUAAUCUUCACAACAGAAAUGUGGCUCAGAAAGCAAGCAGCCUUGAGGAUAAAGAUGAUGUUGGCAAGCUUACCAAAAAGCCUGUUGAUACCAAGAGAGCACUAGAAGCAUUUCUUAGUUAUUUUGAGAAAAGGAGACGUCUACUAGUAAUUACUACUCCCAGUGAAAAUAACAAAAUGUACAGUCAGCAGAGGGAUGAGUACCUGGAACAAGUGUGUGACAUGGCUCUGCGUAAAGUCUCCAUUAUCACCAUUUUUGGCCCUCUAGCCAACGGGACUAUGAAGAUAGAUCAUUACCAGAUGGAGCAGGAUAAGCCAGUGCGCAGCUUGCCAGUCAGUGAGCUCAUCAACCAGGAACUCAUCACGGCCUUCCGGAAGGGGCUUGGCAUGGUUUACAAUGACUUCUACAUGGUGCUGACCGACUUUGACAUGAAAGUGAAGCAACAGUAUGAAGUACCUAUUAUCAUGAAGGCAGUGUUUGACUACAUCGACACAUUCUCAACACGCCUCAAAGAGAUGGAGCUUCAAAGGAAGUUUGGAAUUGCUUGCAAGAAAGAAGACAAGUCCAGAACGCUGGAGAAUUUCCUCUCUAGGUUUCGCUGGAGACGAAGGCUGCUCAUUAUCUCCACCCCUGAUGAAGAGGAGUGGGCUUAUCAGCAGCAGCUCCAUGCCCUGACCAGUCAGGCCUGCAACUUGGGGCUGCGUCACAUGUCUGUGUUAAAGCUGGCCGGGAGAGCCAUGGAGGACAUGGGUGGAGUCUUGGAGCUCUAUCCAAUCAAUGGAAGUGCAACGGUGGAGCGGGAGGACCUUUCUGCCUCCCUAGUGCAUGACAUUAGAAAUUACUUCCAGGUCAGUGCGGAUUAUUUCUCCAUGUUGCUGGUGGGCAAAGACGGUAACGUGAAGUCCUGGUACCCGUCACCCAUGUGGUCCAUGUCCAUCAUCUACGAACUGAUCGACUCCAUGCAGCUGCGCAGGCAGGAGAUGGCCAUCCAGCAGUCACUGGGCAUGCGCUGUCCUGAAGAAGAUUACGGUCACCAUGAAGAAUAUCAUGAAGGCUAUCAUCAUGGCUAUGGUUACUAACCCAGUAGAAAAAGAAGAAAAAUACUUCCCUUUGAAGCCUCAGUGACCAUUGAUUUUUUUUCUUCUUCAACCCUAAGGUGCAGAAAGCAGCUAGACUUUGAUAAAUUUGUGACUAAGAUAACACUAUGGUUGUACUCUGUAGCGUUACUCUUAUAUUUCUGAGGCCUUUCUCUUUUUCAGUAGUUGAAUUAUUACUAUCAGUGUUAUAAGAAUUACAAUUUAGUGUAAUUUAAAAGGUUCAGGUACGCUGGCGUCUCACAGCUCCAGGGUUCCUGUGUCAAGCCUGAACUCAGGUGUAGAGUAUGUGCUUCUUCUUCACAUGACUGUAUGGUUUUCCUCUGGUUUCUGUUUUUUUCCAACAACAUGCUGGUAAGCGUAUUGGCUACACUAAUAUCCGCUUAAGUGUCAUGGUGUGCAAAUGGUGCCCUGUAAUGAUGUAGCUGAUGUCCAAUUCAAGGUGUGUUACUGCUUUGUAGCCAGUGGAAUAUUCUCUGGAUCUGAUAAAACCCUGUCCAGGAUGAAGUACAUACUGAAUAGAAAUAAAUGAAUUAUGUACUUUGAAUGUAUUCUUGUUUUUUAAAGUUUUUUACAACAGUGGUUUAAAUAAAUAAUUGUGUUACUCA